AUGAUACAACUAAAGACAAUGCUGAACUGCAUUGAUAACUCUGGCGCAGCCAUCGUAGAAUGCGUUAAUGUAAUGCGCAUGAAGCGACACGCAAAGAUUGGGGAUCGUAUUAUAGUUGUCGUUCAAAAGCAACGAAAUUUUGGCCCUGAAUCUGGACCGGGCUCUUCAGUCUCCACAUCAGCUGCCAAUAAAGUACGUAGAGGUGAUAUAAGACAUGCUGUUGUUGUCAGAACAGCGAAAAAGCUACAGAGACCAGAUGGCAGUGUUGUUAAAUUUGAUGAUAAUGCAUGCGUUUUAAUCAAUAAAACAGGAGAGCCUAUUGGUACAAGACUAAACGGUGUGGUCGGAUCUGAGCUUCGAAAGAAAAAAUGGUCCAAAAUCUUAUCUUUGGCUCCAAUGCAUCUUUGA
Messenger RNA from Blumeria graminis f. sp. triticale, 408 nucleotides. The record is from the annotation of a GenBank genome assembly. Lineage: Eukaryota; Fungi; Ascomycota; Leotiomycetes; Helotiales; Erysiphaceae.